This is a messenger RNA of Phycodurus eques (leafy seadragon), 1965 nucleotides long. RefSeq names its product sulfatase modifying factor 1 (gene sumf1). The record is from RefSeq and is a predicted model, not a curated record. Gene Ontology annotation, cellular component: endoplasmic reticulum. Bases 32 to 1102 code for a protein of 356 amino acids. The transcript is spliced from 9 exons. NCBI's taxonomy places the organism in Eukaryota, Metazoa, Chordata, Actinopteri, Syngnathiformes, Syngnathidae.
UAUCAACAAUAUGAGCAACGUGUAAGCAAAGAUGCUCCGCUUGUUGGCCUUAUUAAUGAUCUGCUUGGGCUGCCUGGACAAAGUGCAUGUGUGCAGGGCUCACGCUGAGCCCGCCGCGAGCUGCGGCUGUGAGAGUUUGAAGAGAGACGCGGUUGUUGGGGACAGCACAGCAUCGGAGGAGCCGAGUGUCAAAUAUUCCAGAGGCGCCAAUGAGAUGGAGUCUGACACACGGGGAGGCCAGAGGAUGCUCAGUCAGAUGGUGCUAAUUUCUGGUGGCAAAUUUCUGAUGGGAACAGACAACCCGGGCAUCCCUGCUGAUGGUGAGGGCCCUCAGAGACAAGUCCACAUGGACUCCUUCUACAUAGACAUCCAGGAGGUCACCAACCGACAGUUCCAGAGCUUUACCAAUGCCACAAGCUAUGUGACAGAGGCAGAGAAUUUUGGAGACUCUUUUGUUUUUGAAGGAAUUCUGAGUGAGACAGUCAAAAACCAAAUCAGCAAAGCGGUGGCUGCUGCCCCCUGGUGGCUUCCAGUCAAAGGGGCAAACUGGAGACAACCUGAGGGCCCUGAUUCCAGUAUCAAAGAUAGGCUGGAUCAUCCUGUUCUUCAUGUAUCCUGGGCAGAUGCUAAUACCUACUGCACCUGGGCCAACAAGAGGCUUCCUACAGAGGCAGAGUGGGAGUAUGCCUGCAGAGGCAAUUUAAAAGACAGACUUUACCCCUGGGGAAAUCGACUGAACCCAAAAGGGCAACACUAUGCCAACCUCUGGCAGGGGGAGUUCCCUCACAAUAAUUCCGCAGAGGAUGGUUACAUCAAAACCUCACCGGUGAAGUCUUUUCCAGCCAACGCUUUUGGUCUGUUUGACAUGGUGGGCAAUGUGUGGGAAUGGACGUCAGACUGGUGGACUGUUCGUCACUCAACCGAACAACAAAACAAUCCAACAGGUCCUCCAUCAGGUACUGACAAAGUAAAGAAGGGAGGGUCAUACAUGUGUCACAAGUCAUACUGUUACCGGUACCGCUGUGCAGCGCGAAGCCAGAACACCCCAGACAGCUCUGCCUCCAAUCUGGGUUUUCGUUGCGUCUCUCAGGAGCCCCAUUGACUUACACUCAUGCACAUAAAACACAUUUAAAAAUAUUAUUAUUAUUUUUUUUUAUGUUUUAAGAUCAGGUUCCAGCAUUUGAAAAUGUAUCUGCUGCUUUACUGCAGAAAGUGACUUAACUAAUGAUUUCUUGGAAUUUUUAUUUUGUCUCAUUUUCAUGAAAAAUGAAUAGAAAAUAUUUUUUGAAAUCAAAGUUGUCUGUAUGUCGCUGAACAGUUAAGAGCAUCACAUCUCCAUCUAUAAAAGAGUUAUUUUUUCAUGUCAAAUUGUCAGUGAGGGAGAUGGGAAACUUUUAAGCAUAGCAUUGAGGCAAUAAAGAAUUUUUGUAAAGUUUAGUAAAGACCAAACAGCUACAUAAUGAGAUCAUGGAACUGUAAACCUUUUCUUCAUCUGCUGACAAUCUGUGAUGAAUAUUUCCCUCAAUUGUCCAGUCGACACCCUCUAUUUCGAGUUAAAAUCUUAACCUCCAUGUCAAAUUCCUUAAAAAGAAUUAACAUGAAUAAAUAAAUGUUUAUUCUGAUCAGUUGAGCAGCAAUUAAAUGAACAGUGAUAUUUUUUAUUAAGAUAGAAUGCCUGCUUAUCGAAAUAAAUGAAGGUUGUGUUAAAUCGAGACAGGCGUAGCCUGGGAAAAGGAACAGAAAAGAUUGUGUAUGUUUGAAAGUAUAAGUCAUUUAUCUGGGCUUGUUUCUGAAGGGUGUAACAUCUGUUUUUUUUUUUUUUGCCUUAUAAGGAGUAGAACUUUCUGGCACAUUCCACUCCACACCCUACUCAGUAUAAGAUAGCACUUGUCUAGACAGACACAGCUCGUGUAACUAUCUGUCUCCAACGUGUUGUUGCUCCUUGCCAAUAAACGCCAGACAACU